This is a messenger RNA of Lycium ferocissimum, 1343 nucleotides long. Its product is annotated as protein MATERNALLY EXPRESSED GENE 5-like. NCBI's taxonomy places the organism in Eukaryota, Viridiplantae, Streptophyta, Magnoliopsida, Solanales, Solanaceae. The transcript has 6 exons. Bases 158 to 853 code for a protein of 231 amino acids. Gene Ontology annotation, molecular function: mRNA binding. The record is from RefSeq and is a predicted model, not a curated record.
ACGUACUAGUGAAAAAAAGACAAGACGAAAGAUCCUUGACGGAUUUAAGAACUAGUGUUAAAUCGGGAUAUAACUCCGAUCUUAGAGGUGUUGGGACAUUAUCCGUAUCAUUCUCGGAGUUUAUCGAAAUUGAAUCCACCAUUUCUAUCAGAGUGACAUGGCAGAUGCUUACUGGAGAGUCACCGACGGCCUUAUACAGCCGGUAUCUCUUCCUCCGGUCGCCGCAAAACGCCCUCGGACCCAAUAUGAUGUUCCAAGUGGUCCUGAUGUGCCUGGCAAUUAUAGCCGCAAUAAUGUACAAGGAAUGCAUCAUGUCAUUAGAGAUGCUGAUCCUAUUGAAUCAUCCUAUGAACGAUACUUGCGAAGCGGGCAAACUUCCUCCUAUGCUGGUGGUGAAUCUGCGAGAUCCAUGAAUAGUGGAGUAACCAGUCAUCCUAUUGGCGGUCCCCGUGUUAUGGGUACUGUGGGAUCACAACCAGUUGAUGCUAAAAGCAGGACCGUUGGGUUUGGAGGUGGUAGACCAGAAGUUCGUCUUCCACCUGAUGCUAGCAAUACGUUGUUUGUGGAAGGGUUGCCUGCUAAUUGCACCCGAAGAGAGGUGUCACAUGUAUUUCGACCAUUUGUAGGUUACAAAGAAGUUAGACUGGUGAUCAAGGAACCACGACAUCCAGGAGGAAAUCAAUUUGUUCUUUGCUUUGUUGAUUUUGUGAGUCCAGCCCAUGCAGCCACUGCGAUGGAUACUUUACAAGGUUAUAAAUUCGACGAGCAUGACCGUGAUUCGGCCAACUUAAGGCUACAAUUUGCUCGCCGUCCUGGUGCCAAGUCAGGUGGUGGGCAUCACGGAAACCGUUGAAUUAUGCGUUUUUACAGGUGAUAUGCUAGACUUCUUGCGCUUGACCUUUAUUAAUAACGACCAAAGGUUAUGCUACAAAAUUCAUCGAUCGGGCUAAAUUUUGGAACGACCCUUCUCUGUAGGACCAAAUUGACUUUGGAGAUUACGUAUUUAGAUGUUUUGCCAGCUUUGCGGUUUCGUGUUCGACAUCUUUCUCUAAAUGCGUGGUUUAAUUAGGACCAGUCUUUGCUCUUUGCACGGGAAGAUAUUGUAGUGGGAUAUUAGCAUUUAGCUGUUGUUUCCGCGUCAAUGUUUGCGUCGUCCUUUGCUGAGCACGGGUGUUUUUAUCUUUCAUUUCCUGAUUGAUGAAAGAUAUUUUCAGUUUCAUCUGGCGCUUAGGAUAAUAUCAUUCCCAUUGUAAUGAUAAGUGGGAGGUGCUUUGUACGAAUUCAUAGAGUUGCUUGUUUGAUCAUGUGGUAAAUUGUUUUAAAUUCAUCAUUAGAUCUGCUAA